AACCGACCCGCGGUCGGCGCCACGACGCGACGAUUGCCAUCCAUUCGCUCGUCCGCCGGCACGCACGCCUGGCGUUCGCCUGCACAACUCACGCCGCCGCGCGUUUGACAUAACUCUACCAUCAAUGGUGCUUGUGAAUAUCGUUACAGAACUUCGACAGUCAAACUCCUGCGCCAGGAAUCACAGCCUUCACCAUGGACAAGGAUCACGCGUUAGAGGAAAUGAUGGGAAAGCUCGGUGACUUCGGGCGGUACCAAUGUUUCCAGUUCAUCCUUCAUAUCCUGGCGGCCAUGACGGCUGGCAUGCAUAUGCUGUCUCUAGUCACAGUCGCUGCGGUACCCGAACACAGAUGUUACCUGCAAGGAAUAGACAGUGCAAACCAUACGGAGCCGUUUAACUCAUCGCUGGUGCAGGCUGCCAUCCCCCUAAACGAGCACGGCAAGCUAGACUCUUGCCGAAUGUAUGGCGAUAACAAAACUAUAGUAGAGUGCCAGUCCUGGGUGUACGAUACCCAAUAUUACACUUCUUCGAGAGGUAUCGAAUGGGAUUUCGUUUGCAGCCGGCGCUGGAUGGGAGCCUCUGCCCAAACCGCAUACAUGUUUGGCGUGGUGGCUGGUUCGCUUAUAUUCGGAAGAAUGUCUGACAAGUUUGGAAGAAAAACUGCCUUCCUCUGGUCUGGAGUCCUACAACUGCUAUUAGGCACAUCAGUGGCAUUUGCUUCAGAUUUCUAUACAUUUGUAGGCCUUCGAUUCCUUUACGGAAUCUUUGGAUCAGGUUCAUAUAUAGCUGGGUUUGUAUUGACCAUGGAAAUAGUCGGCCCCAGCAAGCGUACCAUAUGCGGUGUCACGUUUCAAAUUAUGUUUGCCAUCGGCAUAAUGCUGUUAGCCGCUUGGGGAUACUUGAUAGAUAACAGAUUCUAUUUACAAAUAGUAUAUGCUUUACACGCAGCAAUACUGCUUCCUCAUUGGCUAUUAAUGGACGAAUCCCCGAGGUGGCUCUGGGCUCAAGGUCGGGCUCGAGAAUCUGUCGCUAUCAUAGAGAAGGCUCUGAAGAUUAACGGAGUGACCGACCCAGUAGAUACUCCCGCAUUAGUAUCACACUGCAAAGCUACUUGUGCCAAAUAUACCGACGAACAUUCAGCAGGAACAACGGACUUAUUCAAAACACCGAGGAUGUUGAAGAAGACUUUAAUUAUUUGCGGUUGCUGGUUUGUCAAUUCAGUCGUGUACUACGGUCUGUCGCUCAAUACAGGGAAGCUAAACGGGAAUCCCUAUUUCCUGAUGUUCUUGAUGGGUGUCGUGGAGUUGCCCAGCUAUGUACUUAUUGUAUACUUUUUGGACCGCGUCGGACACAGAGCACUCAUCAGCACAAUGAUGUUGUUAGGAGGAAUAGCUUGUCUAGUCAUUGUAGCUUUACCUCAUGGCUCAACGUCGACCACAGGUAUUGUCAUGGUAGGAAAACUAUUUAUAUCGGGCUCCUAUUCUAUUAUUUACAAGUAUUCGGCUGAACUUUUCCCGACAGUAGUCCGUAGUUCAGGAGUAGGUUUGGGCAGUAUGUGCGCCAGUGUGUCUGGAGCUUUGACGCCUCUUAUCAAUUUGCUGGACACACUGAACCCUAAAAUACCCACAAUUCUUUUUGGAUUUUUGGCACUGCUGUCAGGAUUUUCCACUUACUUCCUACCUGAAACAAUUGGUAGAAACUUACCUCAAUCAUUGGAAGACGGAGAGAAGUUUGGUGUCGGUGACACUUGCUUCACAAACUGCAGUGGUCGACGAAUGAGCACCGACACAGUCGACCUGCCAGAAACCAUGGUACCGUUGGAAGUUAUGGAAAAGAAACCAUAGAGUCGUCAUAAAUCGUGUGGUCAGUAGGUAAAGUUAUGUCUCGAAAAUGAAACUAAGCCGUAGAAUAAGUAAAGUAAGUUAAGCGGCUAUUUUAGUAAUUUCUCACGCUUCUUAAUAGACUUAUACGUAAAGCUUGCAUUUUAUGAACUUUGUUCACUGUUUUCAUACUUUCUCUACAUUACUACACUAAAAGAGCUUCUUUUUACUAUGAAGUUUUCCUCUUUUAAAUAACUGUAACUUUUUUGCAAAGAAUUUAGUUAGUAAGUUUUUAUGUACGUAAAUAGACUAAUGUUAUAUUUAAAUUGUCUAGUCAAGAGUUAAUGACGAGCAAGUUGUGUUCAAUGAGAACAGUUUUGCUUAAGACUGGAUGAUUCUAGUAAUAUGUUAUUUAAAUGCAGAUUUAUCUGACUGGAAAAUGGCAUACUUUAUAUUUUAAAGAUAAAGUACAAUCAAAUGUACACCAGUAGACUGUAAAACAAAGUACAAUACUGUAAGUAAUGUACUGUUGAUAUCUAAGAGUUGUUCAAUCAAGCAAUUGAUUUGUCUCAAAGACAAAAAGUAUUGAUUAAGUGAAAAGCGAGACCAUGGAACCCAUUUCUUAUUAUCACGUUAAAUCAAACUUUGGCUGCAUAUCUACAGGCAUUCUAAUACAACAGGAGUUGUCUGUGCAUUAUAACAUUUUUUUAUAUAUCGAAAUGCCUUUUAAGUUUUACAUUCACUUUAUGGUACUAUAUUAUGCGUUUCUUAUAGCAAUCGUCUUAACGUGAUAACAAGGAUUGUGAAAAUGUUAGCUUAGCUGCUGGUAGCAAAUUAUUAAGCAGGGAGUUAUAGUAUUUUUUAUAUUACAUACUGACACAUAUUAAGAGACUACUUGGACUUCAUUUUUUGGAAACACUACAAUAUUAAGUAAAUAUUAAGAAUGUCCAUGAGGCGAAGGAUAAUAUAAUGAAUUUUGACCUUGUAAAAAAAAUUAUCACAUAAAUGUGGUAGAUUCCGAGUUCCGUGUUUACGUACCUAGUCAUUGUGGCUAAUUCAUAAUUUAUAGCUAGUUUAUGUCAAAGGGUAAUAAUAAAAACUUAAAGACUUUUUUGAUAGCUGUCAUAAUGAUCAGAAAUAAUAUUUGGAAGAGCCAUUCAAAAAUGUAUUUAUUCCUCGAAGAAAAUCCAUCAAUUCUAAAUUUAUAUGGCAAAUACAUAUGUGAUUUAAUUAUGUUUAAGUGUCUGGUGGAAUAUACAUCAAAAUGAAUUUAUUAUUACCCAUCUACAUAAUUACAUGUUCAAUAACGAGACAUAAAUUCUUUAAGCUCGAUACAACACUGCCAGUUGGUGCUCGUAACAUUUUUAUAACUAGUUAAGCUAUAGUCUUCUAGGCAAAUAAAGACGUAAUUAAUUUAUUUUUAGGGAAAUAACUACUUAAGGGUAUUUUAUAGCAUUUAGACAUUAACACGCAUAGUCAAUUUGUAAGGCUAAAUUAACUAAUUAAGCAUUUCACGUAACAAAAAUAUGGGAGGCAUGUCCAAGGUAUGUUAGCAUAGGCUGAUAAAAGAUCAUCAGUAUAAGCUAAUGGGUAGAUUUAAUCUGACCCUUAUAAUGUAUGUAACUAAGCGUUUCAUUUUCAAAUUUUUAGGGAUUUAAGUUGACAGAUCAUUAAAUUUGGGUCAUCUGAUGGAUGAGGGAUCAUUUAAUUGACCUUCUAAUUCUUGCAA
Helicoverpa zea (corn earworm) is the source of this 3549-nucleotide messenger RNA. RefSeq names its product organic cation transporter protein. Bases 195 to 1844 code for a protein of 549 amino acids. Gene Ontology annotation, biological process: transmembrane transport. NCBI's taxonomy places the organism in Eukaryota, Metazoa, Arthropoda, Insecta, Lepidoptera, Noctuidae. The record is from RefSeq and is a predicted model, not a curated record. Gene Ontology annotation, molecular function: transmembrane transporter activity. Gene Ontology annotation, cellular component: membrane. The transcript has 3 exons.